Messenger RNA from Fraxinus pennsylvanica, 603 nucleotides. NCBI's taxonomy places the organism in Eukaryota, Viridiplantae, Streptophyta, Magnoliopsida, Lamiales, Oleaceae. The record is from the annotation of a GenBank genome assembly.
AUGACAAAGGUACACCCAAACGCAACCCUUCCAGAGGCAGCGCCACCCUCUAGCAAUGGCUCCUCGACGGUGCUGACAGUGUGGAAGAAGUCGCUGCUAUUUAACUGCGAUGGUUUCACCGUGUUCGACGCCAAGGGCGACCUCGUCUUCCGAGUUGACAAUUAUAUGUCCCAUAAUAAAGCUCAAAUUGUUCUCAUGGACGCUUCCGGCAACUCUCUCCUCACUAUUCGCCGUAAGAAACUGAGCUGGUUGGUGUUUGACGGAGAGACUGCAACGAAUCCGAGGUUUUCGGUGAAGAAAAAUAUCAACCUCCUGAAUACAAAGUGCCUGGUUCACGUUAGCUCCCCGGCCGGAAAGCCCGAAGCGGUUCACGUGAUUGAGGGGUCCUACGUGCAGCGGUGCUGUGCCAUGUACGAUAAAAACCGACGGCAAGUGGCGGAGAUCAAGCCGAAAGAGGCCGCCGUCAAAGGCGUAGCUUUCGGAACGGAUGUAUUCCGUCUAAUCGUAGAGCCGGAAUUUGAUAUGGCUAUUUCAAUGGCCAUUGUGAUCAUCCUCGAUCAGAUGUUCGGAUCUUCCACCAUUUCCCGGCGGCGGCGUCUGUGA